Messenger RNA from Ostertagia ostertagi, 1263 nucleotides. The record is from the annotation of a GenBank genome assembly. NCBI's taxonomy places the organism in Eukaryota, Metazoa, Nematoda, Chromadorea, Rhabditida, Trichostrongylidae.
AUGUCAGGAGGAACUGUUAUGGAUCAUAUCACAUCUCUUCCUCAUCAGAACGAUCAGAAUGUCAUUCGUCAUCUGACUAACUUUGUAAAAACACCCGCGUCAGGUGAUGCCGACAUCAAGAAGAAGGAAGAGUCCAUCAUGGAACUUGGAAAUAUGCUGGCAAAGAACAAACAAACUGAAGAGCUGAGAAAGAUGAUCGAACAAACUCGUCCGUUCCUCGUCUCCCUAGGAAAAGCUAAAGCUGCAAAACUUGUGAGAAAUCUCGUUGAUUUGUGUCUCAUGAUUGAUGAUCAGGAUGGCGACAUCAAGAUUGAACUAGUGCGAGAAUGCAUACAGUGGGCGAUGGAUCAAAAUCGUACGUUCCUUCGCCAAACGCUGGAGGCUCGUCUGAUACGAUUGUUCAACGAUCUCCAAAGAUAUACACAGGCUCUCCCAUUGGCUGCUGAUCUUAUUCGUGAAUUGAAGAAGCUUGACGAUAAGGACGUUCUCGUAGAAGUGGAAUUGGAAGAGAGCAAGGCAUUCUAUCACCUUGGAAAUAUUGGAAGAGCUAGAGCAUCGCUUACUGGAGCCCGAACAACCGCAAAUGCCAUAUACGUACAACCUAGAAUGCAGGCCGCGUUGGAUUUGCAGUCCGGCGUUCUUCAUGCAGCAGACGAGAAAGAUUUCAAAACAGCGUUCUCUUAUUUCUAUGAAGCUUUCGAAGGAUACGAUUCGGUCGAUGAGAAAAGCUUGGCACUCUUAUCGCUGAAGUAUAUGCUUCUUUGUAAGGUGAUGCUCGACGUACCAGAUGAUGUCAAUACACUACUAACGGGUAAGCUCGCCCUGAAGUACUCCGGGUCGGAUUUGGAUGCAAUGCGAGCCAUUGCUGCAGCUGCAAAGAAAAGAAGUUUGGCAGACUUCAAUACUGCCUUCGGUGCUUACCCACAAGAGCUACAGAUGGAUCCUGUCGUUCGCAAGCACUUCAACUCCCUCAGUGAACGAAUGCUAGAGAAGGAUCUCUGUCGUAUCAUUGAGCCUUAUUCUUACGUUCAAAUCGAUCACAUCGCCAACAGUAUUGGUAUCGAUCGCGAAAAGGUUGAGAAGAAAUUGUCACAAAUGAUUCUGGAUCGGAAAUUCAGUGGAUCUCUCCAUCAAGGUGAUGGCAUGUUGAUCGUUUACGAUGUCACAACUCCAGAUGUUACAUAUGAAACAGCCCUGAAAACGAUUCACGCCAUGGGUGAAGUCGUAGACGCGUUGUACCAGCGAGCCAGCAAAAUUCGGUAG